Tricharina praecox is the source of this 4255-nucleotide messenger RNA. RefSeq lists its product as uncharacterized. Bases 41 to 4255 code for a protein of 1404 amino acids. The record is from RefSeq and is a predicted model, not a curated record. Lineage: Eukaryota; Fungi; Ascomycota; Pezizomycetes; Pezizales; Pyronemataceae. The transcript has 3 exons.
GUCCGUUUUUGUCAUUUCUUCUACUCCAGGACUUGAAAGGAUGGCGUCCCAGACUGGUUCUGCUACUCCGGCCUCCUCUUCCCGGAAGAACUCGUUGCCCUCCCUCUUCUCCGUAGCCGUCACGAAGCGCCUCAGCAAUCGCCUCACGAAGCCCAACCGGUCCCGCAAGUCCCUCCUCGCCUCGGCCGUACAUACGCCGACCUCGUCCAGCGCCGAGUCAAAAACCAAGGCCCUUCAAUCCUCAGUCUCCUCCAAUGUCAUCGAGCUACCCCCAGCCCACCGAUACCGUAGCUUCGGCGAGAUCCUCUCCUCGUCGGGCAGAUCCAUCGCCUCCGUCCUCCCCAGCCGCACACCCCGCAUCAAUGGCCUCGCCAUCGCCAGCCCCCAAAUCUCCAGCCUCUCGACGGCGAUCGGGAUCGAAGGGCCGCUGCCCAAGACCGAUUCGCUGCGCGAGGGCGCGGUUCUCGGCGGUGACGUAGCACUAUUCGGCAGCGGCAUCCCAGCCAAGAUCUACAAGCUUCUCGGGACCGCCCAUCUCGGCGGCGUCAAGGAGCUCGUGCAGCUCACCGGCGAUGUUGCGUUGAAGGAGCUGCUUCCGGGCUUCGCGGGGGAGAUCAUGCUGGCCGAUGUCAGCCUCGUCUACCGCGCCGAGAUCGCGGGGCAGGAGGCAGGCGUGUGGUUAAGGGCUUCGACUCGCUUCGAGGGCGCCCUGGAAGGCGUCGGUAAUGCGGCCUGUGCGGUUUUUGGGCUCAAGACCGCCCGCGCGGAUGUGAGCGGGUAUUUGGGCCAGGAGAGGGAUUGGAAAAAGCCGUUGAGGCCAAAGAGGUUUAGUAUGCAGAGCGUGUUGGGUGGUGAUACGCAGGUGGAUCGGAGGAUCUGCUUUAACAAGAUUGGCGUUGAGGUCUCCGGAGCGCGGGAUGGGAGGCGGACGGCGUAUGAUGUCUUGAUUCAUAUGUUUGGGGAGGUGCUUUUGACCUUGCCCGGCAGUGGUCAGCAUCUGAAGAUGGAGUGGACCAUGAAGGAGGAGACGCCUGGAAUGCUCACGUUGAAGGUCGACAAGUGCAAAGAGGAGGUCGUGGGUAUGGUUGGGUACAAGGGAUUGAGGAUCUCGGACCUUCGGUUGGUUGCCAGUUUUUCUGUCGCAAAGCCCAUCCAGGAGAUCACCUUCGAUUUCGAGGCAACGAUGGCUUUCGGUAACGGAACGCUACUCUUCAAGGGUGUCUACAGCGAAAGCGAAUUCUGGGUGGAGGCAAAAGUGCCUAAGUGCACUCUUGUGGACAUCCAAGCGCUGUACACAUCCAUGACUGGGCGAGAGUUGGAACCGUUCGAUCACUCGGUUGAACUUGAAGACAUCGCUUGCCGCAUUGACGCCAACGGGCUACAGUUCCGGGGUCAGAUCACAGUUGACGGCCAUCGGUCAGUAUCGGGUACGAUAUCGAUUAAGAGGGACGGUGUGGCUAUCACUGGAGUCCUGCAGAACAUCAAGCUAGGUCACGUUACCGUCGAGAAAGCUGCCCUGGACAUUUUUCUCGGAAGGCCGACCAAGAACGAGACUUCUAGGGAGAGCGGCUUCGCCAUCACCGGGAAAGUAUCCUUCCAUGAUAUCGAUAUCGACGUUGCUGUAUACCUCACUGUCACUGAGCAUCAAGGUGUUCAAUGGACGGUAUACGGCGAACUUACCGGGAAUGUGAUGAGAUUGCAACGGCUUGCUCCGGAGGUUAAAGAUACCUGGUUGGAUCUCGAGCUGAAACAGAUGGCUUUCAUCGCCAGCAAUAUCGAUUCCCCACAAGGCGACUACAAUGACUUUGAUUAUCCUAUCCGGUCGGGUGUCCAGUUCUGCGCAACCAUCGAACCUGUCCAGCCGCUGAACCAUGUCACGAAAACCAACGUUCGCGAACUCGCCCUCCAUGCAGUUUGGAGUCCAGACACCGGUUUCAACUUUGGAUUGAUCCUCCCUACCCCAAUCGGCAUCCAUCUGACCAAGAAAAUCACCUCCGGUCCAGUAUCAGUCGAGAUUGGCUUGUCCCCAAUGCCACAUAUUCAGGUUACAGCCGAACUCAACGUGACCCCAACGAGACAAAGCCAGCCUCUAGUCUUCAGAUUCGGGCUCAAGGCAGAUAUAAUCGGGGCCCAGGGAUUCGGAGAGAUGAACAACUACUGGGUCAACCCUUUGGGCAUCAGCGAGAAGGUGAAAAUCGGGCCGACAAUCGCGCUCGAGCUUGGAAUUAAUUACGCCACCCUCGCAGCCACCGGUACACCCUCAUUCAUUGGCUUCUCUGCGGGAAUGGCCAUCGGAGAUGUGGAAGCGCAGGUUGCCAUGGCGAUCUCGGAGAAUCCGGGGGAUGAACUGAUCAAGGCCAGCCUAACUAAGCUAUCGGUCCAGGACUUGGUCAAAUUUGCUUCCGAGAUCUCUGGGCAGGAACUCGCGCUGCCGCCGCAAGACUUACUCGGCUUCAGGGAUGUAUUGCUAUACCUUUCGACAGGAGUUACGAUCGGGACAACACAUUAUCCUAGCGGGGCGACAAUGAAGGGAGAGAUGGAUUUGUUUGGCCAGUCUACCGACCUCGAGUGUACGAUCGGUGCCACCACCAGGAUAGCGGCGCAGUUCGGGGAGCUCGAAGUCGGGCCGCUUAUUGUUAGUGGCUCAAACGGCGGUGGUCCUAGUGCAGUCAUCGAACUCGGCGUGUCGAAGCAACACAUCCUCAUCGAUGGUGCUGUCAAGAUUAUGGAUCUUGAAGCAUCAGUUCGCUUCGUCUGUGAUAUUCUACCGAGUCCUGGGAUGGAAUUAUCCCUCCGCCUCGCAUUUGCCGACGCACUCGAGAUCAACCUAGACGCGAAAUUGAUUGGCAUAGCAGAUUUCAAGAACCUCUCAGGAGCAGACUUCAUGGUGCAUGCGGUCGUAGAACAGGAUAUCCUACAGUACUUGGCCAGACAGAUCAGGCACUAUCUGUCUGCCCUGCUGGUGUUGCUGCAGAAGGGCAUCGAGGCUGCGCAGUACUUUAUCGACGAAGCCCAAGAGGGGAUUGAGAGUGCCAUUGAGCUGGCAAGCAGCGCUCUGGAGAGCGCCAAAUCCGUCUGGGACGAGACGGAGGCAGCUGUGGACGCCGUGCUGGACGAGCUGCAAGAUGACUUCCAGCGGGGGCUUGAGUCGCUUGAGUUGAACCUAUUCACGACGCAACAAGAAGCUGAGGACGCCAUUUUUGAGGCUGGCAAGGAACUGGAGCAGGCAAAGAUGAUCAGCGCUACUACCAUCGCUGCAACCAUCACCGUCGUGCGGAAGAAGAAGGCCGAGAUGCGAAAGGGCAUCACCACCAAGUUGCAGGAGAUUCGCGAGGUCAAGGAGAAAACCAAGGCGAAGUUUGGAGCGCUCGAGGAGAAGAUUAAGCACAUCGAGGAGAAGGUCAAGCAUGCACAGAUUUGGUACGACACAUGUAGUGCCCACUUCCAGGCUGCCGAGCAGACCGUCGAGGACGCGCCGUUCUAUCGCAAGAUCGACCUCUCUUUGCCGGUGCAUAGGUGGCGCCAAGUUAGAGACGACGCCUUAGCGGAACUCACCAUACUGAAGCUACAGCUCAGUCAAGCGAUUACGUCCUCCCAGAGUCCCGAAUACAACGAACUCCGCGCUCGAAAGGCAGCAAUGAAAGACGAUCUCCGCCAAACCCGAAUGAUCUCGGAGAAGACAAUUGCCGAUGCCGAAGCAGACCUAGAGGCGGAAAGAAAAGUGCAGGAGGCCCUCGUCAAUUACCACGAGGCCAAGGUUGUCAAGGAAGCGGUGGCUGGCUCGCAGAACAAUAUCAAGGAGAAAGAGCGGGCGAUGCAGCGGUUCAAGGAGGAACGCGAGACGGCUGUCCAGGAGGCACUCGCCCGCAAGGAGGCGCUCGCCCAGAGCCGCGAACGCGAGCUGCUCGACGCCGCAAGGGACGAGUUCAAAAAGGCCACUAUCGCCAAGGUCGACGUAGCCGCGGCCAAAUCGGCGAUCGAGAAGAUCCCGACAACUAUCUCGGCCGACUGGCUCGAAACUCUGGUCGACGGCAUCGACGACGUGCUCGACAUCAAGCGCGUCGAGGUCUCGGGAAGCUUGAGGGAUCUGGUUCAGCACGGAAAACCGCUCAAAGCGGAAAUUACUAUGGUGGUUGCGGGGAAGGAGAUGGUCUUUGCUCUGGAUUAUGGCGUCGCCGAUGCUGUCGGGUUUGUGGGCGGUGUUUUGGAGGGCGCGUGGGAUGCUGUUUGUGAGGUUUUCGAUGGGGAGGAGUAG